AUGGGUGGUGAUGCAGGUGGCGCAAAUGGAGCUGGAGAAUCACAGAAUGCAGGUGGUGAUGCAGGUGGCGAAACUGGAGCUGGCGAAUCAGAAAAUGCAGGUGGUGAUGCAGGUGGCGCAACUGGAGCUGGACAAUCUGAAGAUGCAGGUGGUGAUGCAGGUGGCGCAACUGGAGCUGGAGAAUCUGAAGAUGCAGGUGGUGAUGCAGGUGGCGCAACUGGAGCUGGAGAAUCAGAAAAUGCAGGUGGUGAUGCAGGUGGCGCAACUGGAGCUGGAGAAUCUGAAGAUGCAGGUGGUGAUGCAGGUGGCGCAACUGGAGCUGGAGAAUCAGAAAAUGCAGGUGGUGAUGCUGGUGGCGCAACUGGAGCUGGAGAAUCUGAAGAUGCAGGUGGUGAUGCAGGUGGCGCAACUGGAGCUGGAGAAUCUGAAGAUGCAGGUAGUGAUGCAGGUGGCGCAACUGGAGCUGGAGAAUCUGAAGAUGCAGGUGGUGAUGCAGGUGGCGCAACUGGAGCUGGAGAAUCUGAAGAUGCAGGUGGUGAUGCAGGUGGCGCAACUGGAGCUGGAGAAUCUGAAGAUGCAGGUGGUGAUGCAGGUGGCGCAACUGGAGCUGGAGAAUCUGAAGAUGCAGGUGGUGAUGCAGGUGGCGCAACUGGAGCUGGAGAAUCUGAAGAUGCAGGUGGUGAUGCAGGUGGCGCAAACUGGAGUGAAGAAUCUGAAGAUGCAGGGU
Molecule: messenger RNA, 727 nt
Organism: Stegodyphus dumicola
Lineage: Eukaryota; Metazoa; Arthropoda; Arachnida; Araneae; Eresidae
Product: circumsporozoite protein-like
Source: RefSeq, a predicted model, not a curated record